Coprinopsis cinerea okayama7#130 is the source of this 183-nucleotide messenger RNA. RefSeq lists its product as hypothetical. The transcript is spliced from 3 exons. The record is from RefSeq and is a predicted model, not a curated record. Bases 1 to 183 code for a protein of 60 amino acids. NCBI's taxonomy places the organism in Eukaryota, Fungi, Basidiomycota, Agaricomycetes, Agaricales, Psathyrellaceae.
AUGGAUUUCCCCAUCAAGAAGUCUCUCAAAGAUCGUCUCAAAUCACCUCCUCCUGCCAAACUCUCACUUGGCAAGGACACUGAUGACAAAUCCGACUUCAAGGUGGACAUGGAGAUUGAGGACACUGCCAUGGAUCUUGACACUGGACACAUCGACAAACAAAGAUCGCUCUAUUUUGAUUGA